CUGUCAAAUGCAAGGUCUUUGGUCAAAUGUGACUGUGUUUGAUGUUGAUCACAUUAGUUAUUAAAUAAUGGGACUAGUUUUGAUUUUACGGUUUAAUAUUAGAAUUAAUCAGAAGAUAUAAUAUUAGUUGAUAUUAUCAUACGUGUUUACUAAUGAGUGUAAAACAGUUUUCACUAUUUUUCGUUUUAGAAGUUAUAUGUUAAUAACAAUAAUAUAAUAUGAUGACUGAACUAAAUUAAGAUUUAAAAAUGUGGAGUGAUACCACAUUAAAUUUUAGUUCUAGCGUUUGUCGUUUAUGUGCAAAUUCUAGUGAAAUUGUAAUUCCUAUAUUUGGAAAAGUAACUGACAAAGAAAGAAUGGAUUUAAAAAUAAAGAAGUGCUUGCCAAUAAUUGUUCGAGAGGAUGACUGCAAACCGAAACAAGUGUGUUUGCCUUGCGCGUCAAAACUAGAAAUGUGCGCGGAUCUUGUGGAGAUGUGUCUAGCUGCUGAGUUCAAAUUUGAUUCCAUUCUGCAUUCGAGGUUUCCAGGUCUGAAGUCAGCAGAGGAAAGCUCCGCUCAAAUACAGGAGGUGGACUGCAGCAAGGCGGCGGAGGUCCUGAGCCUGCGGCCCGCCCGCGGCUGGCCCGAGGAGCUGGCCAGGGGCGACCCCGUCACGGUGCAGCACGACGGGGGCGUGAUCGUGCUGGGCAAGGUGGACGGGGAGGCGCGCGAGGAGUGCCAGGACUUCGUGCUGAUGGUGGAGCUCAAGUACAAGGACCCCCUGGAGGUGUCGCUGGACGGCAAGGCCCCCUCGGGCCUGUACGUGCCCGACCCCGGGGAGAUGGGGGGCAGGACCCUCGCCUACGCCGUGGACGGGGCGGAGGGGGACGCUGCCCUCGGGGGCUUCACCCUCGCCGACUGCCAGGACAAGACCCGCGCGCUGAUCUACGCCGCGCAGCCGGAGCAGCUGGUCGCCGCGGAGGCGGGGAAGACGGACACGGACUCCUACACGGUGGAGUUCACGACCGCGCAGCCGGACGCGCACGGCAGCAAGCUGCAGCAGCUGCUGACGUACGCGACGGUGCAGCAGGGGACUCCGGUCGUGGUUGCCCGGGCGCAAGUCCUGCCCAAAACACUCAACGAAGUCAUCGAAGAGGCUAACAUCGCAGCCAAAGAGAUGGCGUUUUCUACCAAAGAUGAUGCAGCGCUGGACGGUCUAGAAAGCGGAUCAAUGCUGCUUGAUACAAAUAAAUUCAAAAGCAGCGCCACGGAGACGGAAGCAGCGGCUGCAGACAAGCCGAAGAAGCCCUUCCCGUGCUCGGUGUGCUCCAAGUCGUUCAUGAGGCGCACGAACCUGAACGCGCACCUGGCCAGGCACGCCCAGGUGCGGCCGCACGCCUGCGAGGAGUGCGGGAAGAGCUUCUGCGCGCGCUGGGACCUGACCCUGCACCGGCGCAUCCACGCCGGCCUGUUCGCCUGCCAGCACUGCGGCAAGGCCUUCGCGGCGCACGCCAAGCUCAAGCGCCACGUGCUGACGCACACGGGCGAGCGGCCCUUCCCGUGCGCCACCUGCGGCCGCGCGUUCGGCGACAAGCGCAACCUACAGACGCACCAGCGCGUCCACACGGGCGAGCGCCCCUUCCCGUGCGAGACGUGCGGUCGCAGCUUCCGGGUGCGCUCGCACCUGCUGGACCACCGCCGGGUGCACACGCGCGAGGCGCCCUUCACCUGCGACGUCUGCGGCAAGUCCUUCAAGUGGAAGACCAACCUCAACAUCCACCUGAAGACCCACUCCGGGGAGCACCACUCGUGCGCGGACUGCGGCCGGGAGUUCACGCGCCGCUCGGAGCUGGCCAAGCACGAGCGCGUCCACGCGGGCGCGCGGCCGCACGUCUGCGAUGUCUGCGGCAAGAGCUACGCCGAGCGGGGCGUGCUGCUGAAGCACGCGAAGCUGCACGGCGACCGGAAGCCGUACGGCUGCGACGUGUGCGGGAAGAGUUUCCACUACCGCUGGUACCUGAUCUCGCACAAGAAGAUGCACGCGGAGGAGAAGACCGGCAACGCUUGCGAGUUCUGCGGCAAAGUGUUCGACAAGAAAGGUAACUUGGCUGCUCAUUCGAAGUGUUGCCAUACCUUGACUCAACCAGUUACUGUAGUUUAACAUCUUUUAAACGUUCAUUAAUACUAUUUAUGUAUUUUUAUUAAGAACAUAAUUAUUGUUAAGUUUUAAACUGAUCUUUGUGAAAAGUAAAUUCUAAACAAAAUGUGCACUUGUCAAAUGGAUUCAACUUUGCUAGCCACAUUAAUUCAAUUCUAUGUACAGUCAAACCUCUCUGAAACGACCCCUCGUGGUUCCCAGGAUAAGGGUCGUAAUAGAUGUUUUCCGAAAUUUUCAUUUCAUUUCAACCCCCCCCCCCCCCCCUCCCCCCCCCCCUCCUUUCCAAACCGCUACUCGCUAAGAAAAGAAACCAGCCGUACAAUGGCAGGAUGCUGUCACUCACAAUGCUAGACGGCUUUGCUUUGAACCCACUUCAACCUUCAUGACAAGUCCGUCGCCCUACAGGCCACUCUAAAGAAAAUAUGUCAAAAGACAGUUUAUUUUUACUGGUUAGUUUACAUGUACGUUUUCUGCUUGCCGUAGUUAAAUACACUAGAACGCCGAUGUCACGAACCCCGGAUUUAACGAAGCAGUGAUUUUACGAAUACAUUCUCGGGAACCGUCAAUAAAUUGGACAUUUUGACCAAAAUGUGAAAAUCAGAAAAAACAUUUUAAAAAAAGAAAUGAAAGAUCAUUGAAAUCUGUUAAUUUUAACACACAGCGUAAUUUUGUGUCGGCUUUAAUACUUCCAAAAAUGUUCAUGUUAAGAAUAACAAAAAAAUAAUGGGACAUUUCCUCUAAAAAUAUGGCAGCUGUAGGUUCUGCAACGCGAGUGGGCGUACACUAAGCUCGCCCGGAUGGCUGGCGGCAGCAACUUCAUGACGCAUAAGCUCACCCCUCCCUCCACUCGGUAACAUUCUUCAAGGCUAGCUCAUCCCUCCCAGACACACAAACCAUCUAGUGUCCUCCCUUAUAACACCCCAAUUUUCCUUCUUUUGAAAAAGCUUCAGUGAGAAAAUGCUCAUUUCACCCUCCCUUAUAACACCCCAACUUUCCUUCCUUUGAAAAAGCUUCAGUGAGAAAAUGCUCAUUUCACCCUCCCUUCUCCCGUAAAAUUGGGCUAUUAUGAAUGGGGUACUAAAGCGGUGAGGGAGGGGUAAGAUUGUUGUAAAUAUUUUCGGACCCCUCCCUCCCCCAAACACGCCCAAAAAAAGUAUGUCAAAAUAUGUCACUUUCCACACCAAGUUCGAGUUCAGUCAUCUCUGGCAAGGAAUUUACAAGCUUUCAGACUUAAAUAUAAAUGUAUUUUAAUAGCAAGGGUCCUAUGAAAAGGAAUAUACCGAAUAAAAUCAAACUGCUGUCACCAAACAAAGCAUAAAACGGUCCAAUGCGUGGUCGCUUCGUUAUUGCUCGCGCGAGAGGUGAGACGUGGAAUGUUAGAAGAAAGAUAAAUGCUGGGGAGACAGACGGCAGCCAGUGUGUUUCCUGCGUGGGGAAUAAGUGGCGUAGCCUUUUUUUUAUGCUGGGUAAAGCGACCUUUUUCUGUCAACCCACGGGAAAAGAUAAUUGCUUGAGCUGUCAAAAUAAACAUCGCUGCCGCAGUUAAAACAAGUCGAGGCGGGCGUGCAUCCAUCCGGUCGCUGUGUAUUGUCAACUGAUAGUAAUCAAAAUAAAGUGAAAUCCAGCAGGUAGCUUUGCCUUAACUGCGUACCACACUAGACACUCGCAAAAAGCUAAACGUAAACAUGUUGCCACAAAAACCUUUAUCUGCACGCUGCCGGCAAAGGGAUGUGGAAUGGGGGUUGUCAAUCGCUGACAGCGGUCGUAAACACGUUGCCACAAAAACCUUUAUCUGCACCCUGCCGGCAAAGGGGCGUGGAAUGGGGGUUGUUAAGCGCUGACAGCGGUCGACAGGAAGUGGUAUCUAUUUUUAGAUAUGCGCUGCUUACAGCAGUACAGCACUCGGCAAGAGAAACACAGUAACAUGGUACGCACCACAAGAAACUUAUUUUCUGUCCGAUUUUCUUUGGAUUUUCGGCAAUUUCUUCCUGGUUCCUCGAAAUCGGGUUGUAAUAGAGAGGUGGUUGCAAUAAAUGGGGUUGCAACAAAAAGGUUUUACUGUAUGUGUAUAUACAGGAUGUAAUGUUUAGGUGUGUAUGUACUAUAGUUGUGUGUUCUGCACCAGCUUAAGUAAAAUAAUGCUCUCUUAACAUCUGUAAAUCGCUUGUUCAGUUCUACUCUAAUAUAUCCACAGCUCAUGUCCGACCAUAAGUUUUGAGAGCUUUCUUUUGCUUGAUGUGAUUUGUGAAACCCAUGCAUGCAUAAUUUUACUUCGCAUAUUAUAAUUGAUCUGAAUUACUGAUAAUUUUUUACACAUUUCAUCUUCAUUUGUAAUUUAGUACAAAUGCAGGUACAGAUGCAGUUACUGUUUGCUCUGACAUUGGGAGAAUCUUGUAUCAACGUAGAGGGUAAAACUGAGUUUGUAGGUACAAGAAAUUUACAUUGGAUACCUAAUACCGUGUUUUCUCGCAUAAUCGUCGCAGAUUUUAUUCUAAAAUCAAGUUUGAAAAGUAGGGGUGCGACAAUUGUGCGGAAAGAAAUUUUUUGUUAGGUAAAGUUAUUCAUAAAAACAAAACCUGUUCAUGGAAAGUACGUUUAUUUAAAAAAAGGCGGAGUAUACAAGAGCACGCCAAACAAUCUAUAUUAAUAAUUCCUUAAACAAAAACCUUUCUUCAACAUUAAAAACUCUGACGCGAACGCAAGCCACUAGAAUCUGACGUGAACUAACGUGUCAUAGUACACACUUGCCAUGAAAGAAUGCGGGCUUAAAAUGUAGUUAACUCGGCACCUGACAGAGAGCGCGCGUUGCAUCCAAUUGGCGAGAUAUCGAUAUUCGACUACGUUCGCACGCUCGAUACGGGAAGCAACAUAACCAAACAUGAAUGAUGCGCUGGCUACAUUUUUAUAAGCGGUACGCCGCGGUAACGCAGACUAUCAGAUAAAGGAAAUACCAUUUAAAAACGUCUUUAAAAGAAAAUUUACACGUCAGACAACUUUGUAUUUCUGUUUAUUAAAUAAAUAAUUGGUAAUGACUGAAAUUAAAUUUUAGAUUACACCUACACCGCGGCGACGCAGAUGAUCAGAUAAAGGAAAUAACUUUUAAAAACGUCUUUAUAAGAAAAUUUACACGCCAAACAACGUCGUAUUUUUCCGUUAAUUUAUUAAGUGGUAAUGACCGAAUAAAUAUUAGAUUUAUACUUUAAAAUACAUCGUUUUAUACGGAAAAGAUACCUACACAAAGCAUUCUGCAUCUACUAGCGGGACCAAAAACAUCAUGCGACGUUUACGCGAGAAGUUUUUUUAUCCCAAUUUUGACAGCCUAAAAUAUGGUUGCGAUGAUUACGCGCGUGCGAUGAUUAUGCGAUAAAACACGGUAUUUAAUUUCAUAGCAAUGAUUAGAUAACAUAAAAAAAAUACAUUUUUAAUAUUUAUUUACAAGUAUACCCCUCAUAAAAUGUGUUUUCUUUUUUUCGAUUUGUAUUUCACAUAUGUGAGUGUGUGUAUGUAAAAGUCAUUCAUAUUUGACAUAAGACUGAAGUUACUGUAAACCAACAUAUGUUGAUGAUAAGCUAGGAGUAGCAACUAGAUUUCAGAUAUUUCAGUAUUGUGAAGUAAUACGUAGUAGCAUUUUGUAUGAUUAUAUAGUUUUACUGCAAUUUUGUAUCAUCAGUGUUGAACAUUCCUUGCCACUCCAUGGGCAUUAGUUUUUAUAAAUUAUUUGUUUAAUUUUUGUACCUGAAAAGUUAAAUUUACAAGAAUAAUGGUGACUGGAGUUUUUACAUCUGCUCACUUACCGUAUUUUAAUAGCAUCAUACAAUUUUAAAUAAGCUAUAAAUUACUUUUAUUUUAUUUUAUGGAAAUAAUGAUACUAAAAAAAUAUUUUAACUAAAAUAAUUUUAAUGAUUACUAGCUGUAGGUUGUUAUUGUAUGGAGCAUAAAUAUUCGUGAAGAGCUAAAAUCAUUGUUAAUUUUUUUCAACAUCAGUAUUUUGUGAGCGUUUGCUCUAAUGUGAACACAUUUGAAUGCAAGACAUUUAAGAAAAUCAAUAUAUAUAGCGCUAGUAAUUCAUGUGCUGUGUGUAGCUUUUAACGUUGCCUGGGUGCAUACUCGCAGUAAAGUUGGCCGCAGCUGAAAUAUGUACUGCCACAUCUAAAUGUCUCUUAUGAAAUUGGAAGUGGCCAUUGCAAUCUUGACAGUAUUUGUGAUAAGGAUUUAUUGUUACUGAUUGGGUGAAUCUUUUUAAGGUUGGCAGUGAUAAGAAAAGUACUUUUUAUUUUAAAAACAAUCAUCAUGCAAUAUUUUUAUGUUUAUUACAUUUCUGGUGCUAUUUACAUUUUGAGACUUUCACACCUUUUUGUGGUAUUUACUUUGAAAAGUAUUUAGUAGUCCUGUUAAAACUACAUUGAAGUUAGAUAAUUUUGCUAGAACAGCAUGGCUGUGGUCAUAAAUGUGCCGUAUUAAAUACCUUUAACUGUAAUGUAUGUAUAUAUAUAUAUAAGAUUGGAUGUUUGUUCUCAAGCAAUUCUUCACAGUGAAACUUCAUUACAAAGUACCACACUUUAUUGUAUUUCUCCCUUUAAAGUUUUUUCCCCGAUACCUAAAAGAUGUUUUACAUUUAGUAACAGUUCUGUAUAAAGUUAUUAUACUAUUAACUAUCAAAAUUCUGUUUUGUUUAUGUGUAAUAUAUUUAGCUCUUGGUAUACAGCAUUUGAUAGGAGUAAUUUCGUGAAUGGAACGGAAAUUUGUAACAGACGAUGCUGCUAUCUAUGGCGGAUGGCACGAAUUAAAGUUCACAAAGCCAAAGGGAAAAUUUAUAGUAUGUAUUAACUAUUUGAUGAAUUGCAACAAGAUGGGCAGUAUUUAAAUAAAAUUCCUGUCAAAAAGGUGGUCCGAAGCUGGGGUUUAGUGUUUUUCCAAGUCUUUUUCACUUUUAUCGGAGCCGUUUCAUUAAAAAGUUUAAAAUUUCACUCUGCAAAUGGGAUUAUUCGAUAGACGAUGAAGCUGCACUGGCAGUGAAUUCUAGCGGCAGGUGCAAAAAUUACGUUUCAUUUGCGUUAAAAAAAUAUAGUUGGAAACACAAUUGGUGUAUAUUUAUCAUGCUUGGCAUUAUUUUAAAGAAUUCUACGUUAACAUUCGUGCCUGAGUUUCAUAUUAUAGGUGUAUUUGCGACUUGAGAACACAAUUUGCUCAUUUUUGAGGUUAAUGUUUUACACAUCACUGGGUGAGUUCUGACUGACUCGCUCACUUUUUUUUCUAAGUAUGUUGUAAUGAGAUGUUAGAGGUAGGUAACACAUGGGCUAUACAGAUAUUAUGAAAUUCCAGCCUUAAGGGGGUUAAAAUGCGGUAGUUUUAAUUUUACACAAAAAUAAUUUAGAAGGUAAGAUUUUAAACAUCUAAACAAUGGGUGCCUUUUCGUCUUUCAAGCAAAACAUGUGAAGCCUUAUGAUCCAAAAGCAUGCAAUGUGGUCAUUAUAAGCUCAGAAACAUUGGGAUUGUCAUAAGGUUGCAUACUAAAAUUGUGUGUUUUUCACAUUAAUGUAUUAGAAGGCCUACACAAAUAAUGCCUGUACUUAAAAACUGUACUUGACUUGCCUACAGUCCUACUGCAAAUAAACAAUAGUUCACUGCUAUCUCGUAUGAUUGAAAUAGUUUAAGUAUAGUGGAUUCCCUUUCAACCGGCUUCCGCUUAAACCGAUCACCAUGAGUUUGAAAUUAUAACUUACUGAUCUGUCGCAAUGUGUCUUAACUACUAAUCUAUUCGGUUCAGUUGAGCUGCUACGUUACUGUAGUGUCGACUGGUUAAAACUAUUUUUUUUAUUAUACUUAUUAAAUAUUUAAUUGUGUGGAUAAAAAACAUUAAAGCAAAAAAAAAACUUUCUUAAAGCUUCUGAAAAUUUAUUUGUGCUAUUGAAUAAAUAUCUUAUAAUUAAUAUCUAAUUGUAAAUGAAAAAAUAAGAAUCAAUAAUUGAUGUCACUAUGCAUGAAAAGGUUGAAAGGUAGCCAGUUACUGUAAGUAUAAAAUAUUAAUUAUUAAAAAAAUUUUGAAAACCUCUUGACUUGUAGGCUGAGGAUUGAAAUCCAACUACAUAGUGAUGGUUUCUGGUUCUUACAUUUGUGGCUCAACUUGAGUGCUAAGUUGGUUCUAUGCUGGUUCUUUUGCCUUUAUAGCUUUUAUUUUGCUUACCUACUCUAUUUUGGUGUACUGUAAAAUGCAAUGUAAGAAGAAAAAAAUCAGUAGUAAAGUAUAUACCUGUGUCAAAAAUGUGGUGUUUGAGUAAUUAACAGUUAUCUCAAGAAGUGUAGGUAUGUGUUGGAAAAAUAAUGUCUAAGGAAUAAUUCCCUUUUUCUGUGUCCACCAGUGAUGUAAAUUCUUGUAUUAACUUCAGCUAAUUUCAUUGUCACUGUACUACUAUAUUCCACCCAAUAAACUGUCACUUUUUAAAAUUGUUAUCUUACAUGAUUAAAAGUUAAUGGAAUGUACUCAUAAUGUGGUCAGUAUUAAUAAAUACAAUGCCUACUUUU
Bacillus rossius redtenbacheri is the source of this 8660-nucleotide messenger RNA. RefSeq names its product zinc finger protein 253-like. Gene Ontology annotation, cellular component: nucleus. Gene Ontology annotation, molecular function: DNA-binding transcription factor activity, RNA polymerase II-specific; zinc ion binding; RNA polymerase II cis-regulatory region sequence-specific DNA binding. Gene Ontology annotation, biological process: regulation of DNA-templated transcription. The coding region runs from base 249 to 2141 and encodes 630 amino acids. The transcript is spliced from 4 exons. The record is from RefSeq and is a predicted model, not a curated record. NCBI's taxonomy places the organism in Eukaryota, Metazoa, Arthropoda, Insecta, Phasmatodea, Bacillidae.